UCGACGCACUAAAUACGUUCGCUUGUCAGGUGAUUAGAGCACUACUGACAUUUAUUCAUUAGUAAACCCCAUCAAGUCAACCGUGACAGUCCUUCUGUAAACGCUAAUAAUACGAGUGACAGAAAACUGUGACAUCCAUGGUUUUGGAAACUUCGAGCACGUUAUGAAGAAGACUGUCACGAGACAUUAUCUUUUCUAUUCUCGCAGCUCGCAUUGAUUCCCACCCCCGUCUAUUCGGAUGUGUUAUGUAAGCUCGUGCCGUAGUAGCGGUAGUUUUCACGUAUAGUGAACCGAAGGGAGAUCGGUUGAAACGGCUCGUUGUUUUAACUGUAUCGUCGGGAACAAGACGAUACUGAUAUCGUUUUGGACAUGAUGAUAUCUCUAAGUGAUACUGUCAGGCGUGUUGUGCAUCAUAACAUGAAAAUUAGAUGAAUCAUACUUUAGUGAUUUUGGAGUUAAAGGCGGACAGGUCUUACUUCAGUGAAAGUCCUCGCGUAAGUUAAUACACGACGGACAUCAUGGUUGUACCUGGUUCAGAUCUUUCGAUCACAGGUGUGAAUGGAACUGGUUUUCGUCAGGUACAUCUCCAACAAAGCGUAACAAUGUUGGCCUACAUGGACCAGACAGCAGGUAACAUAACAGAAAUGCCACAAGUUGUUUAUAAAUGGCACCUCGACAAGAAUUUCACGAUAUUUUUUGGUGCAGCCAUAGGGGCUCUAGGUCUUUGUGUGGUUCUGGUCGUAGCUAUUUUAAUAUGGAACUGUUGCUACCAAAGAACGCUGAGACAGAAGUUCAGUUUAACUGAAGAAAAAGAACCGAAAUGUGUACGAGAAAGCGAAUCGGGGAUGGUGCAAAGUGAAUCCGUGGUAUUUUUGGGAAGUAAUUCAACUCAGCAAUGCAUGACUCACGUAAUUGAAGGCGACAAACUCUUUGAAUUGUCCUCGCCAGAAGACCCAGUAAAAGAAAAAUUAGAGAUCAGUAUGUCACAGUCUGUGAUCGAACGCCCGCGAAGGCAACCUUUACAACUCUCGCCUGUCCAUCUCGACAAGUUUCAACUUUAUCCUGAGAAAGACAUCGAAACAUCUUCGGCACGUGGGAGUACCGGUCACGCCCUCUCUCGGAUACCUGAAAUUAACAUCCAUGGUCGUAAAUAUCUUUCGGAUCUGCCAAACUUUGGAGAGUGUACAUCUUACGAAGUUCUAAACAACCCCAAACAUUUCAACCGCUUACGGAUUGUCAACCAAGAGGUAACGAUGAAAACUAGAAGUCUACCAUUGUGGGGUCGUUCGAGGCAAACGUCCGAUGAUGAUGGCCAUAGUGAGCUGUUUUCAGGAGUAAGUAGACCUUAG
Molecule: messenger RNA, 1349 nt
Organism: Limulus polyphemus (Atlantic horseshoe crab)
Lineage: Eukaryota; Metazoa; Arthropoda; Merostomata; Xiphosura; Limulidae
Exons: 7
Coding region: 519-1349 (276 amino acids)
Source: RefSeq, a predicted model, not a curated record